Messenger RNA from Lingula anatina, 2119 nucleotides. Its product is annotated as lanC-like protein 2. Lineage: Eukaryota; Metazoa; Brachiopoda; Lingulata; Lingulida; Lingulidae. Gene Ontology annotation, biological process: carbohydrate metabolic process; peptide modification. The record is from RefSeq and is a predicted model, not a curated record. Gene Ontology annotation, cellular component: plasma membrane.
CAGUACUGCUCGUUUGUGGUCUCAAAUCAAGAUGGCAAAAUAAGUUGUGCAAACUAAACAUUUUAAUGCAUGACAAGCGACACAUUGACUACCAAGAGAUUUCUAGUUGUUAUUCAUUAUGGGUAGUAGGGAGUUUGUAAAUGAAUUCCCCGAAUACAAAGGCGAAAAAUUACUUGAGACAGACGGCACGUUAGAGAAGGGGUACAAGCAGAGGCUGCUGGCAGAGGUGGAACGACAACUGAACAGGCUGACUACAGGCCUACAAGACACUGAUGACAGGGACUAUAGUGUGUAUACUGGAAUUACAGGCAUUGCUUACCUGCAUUAUCACCUGUGGAAUGUUGUGGAUGGCCGCCAGAGCACCUCCCACCUCCACGCUGCACUGCAACACACUGAAAGAGCUCUUCGCCAUCUGAAGGGAAGAAAGCUAUCCUUCCUGUGCGGCGAUGCGGGUCCCCUGGCCCUUGGCGCGGUGCUGUAUGAGCAUGCUGGGAAGAGAGACAAGAGCCGAGACUGUGUAAAGAGGUUGGUGUCCCUACAUAAAGAUGUGUGCAGAGACCCAGAGAUCCCAGAUGAGAUUCUGUUUGGCAGAGCAGGUUACCUGUUUGCACUGUUAUUUGUACAGAGGAAUAUUGACCACAGUGAGAUAGAUACAGUUGUCAUAGAAAGGGUAAUCAAGGCAAUAAUAGACUCUGGGAGGAGUUUGUCAUCAGAGGAGAGGUCUCCAUGUCCCCUUAUGUAUGCCUGGCAUGGCAAACAGUACCUGGGGGCAGCCCAUGGGAUGGUGGGCAUAUUUUAUAUAUUAAUGCAGGUUACCUCUCCUGAUAUAAGGCAUUAUUUGGAAGAGUUUUUGCGGCCAAGCAUUGAUUACCUGAUGACGCUGCAGUUCCCCUCGGGAAAUUACCCAUCAUCCAUUGGGAGCGCCACUGGCGAUAAGUUGAUUCACUGGUGUCAUGGCGCACCAGGCUGGAUCCACAUGUUCAUAUUAGCAUACAAGGUAUUCAAUGAUAAGAAGUACAUGUCAGCUGCAAAGUCUUGCUCUGAAGUGAUAUGGCAGCGUGGAUUACUAAGGAAGGGCUAUGGUAUCUGUCAUGGCGUAGCAGGAAAUGCCUAUGGAUUCUUGGCGUUAUACCAAGCUACCCAAGAUGUCAAACACUUACACAGAGCAAUAAAGUUUGCAGAAUGGUGCUUUGACUAUGGUAAACAUGGCUGUAGAACACCCGAUAGACCGCUGUCUCUCUUUGAAGGUCUAGCAGGUACCAUCUACUUCUUGGCAGAUUUAACCAACCCCCAGAAAGCCAAGUUUCCUGCUUUCCAAUUGUAACAAGACUGAAAGAACAACCUUCUUGAAAGACUUCAUUUGCAAGGCAGCUUUAAUUUUCUUCCAAACAAAGCUAGGAAAGAGAUUGAUCAGUUAACGGAAAUGCUAAAAUUUGUGAACACAUUUUAGUUGACAGCAGAAAUACACAGAAAUACACACAGUCUCUUCCAAGUUAUGAACAAUUGAUGAAAAGUUGAAAGAUAUAUGGAAUGAGCAUAAGUUACAAAUAAUUUUGUUCUGAAAGAUGUUUCAGGUGUUAUUCAUUUAAUGAUAUUUAUUUAUUCUUGCCUCAGUGUGCAAUUUUUUGAGCAGUAUAUUUUUAGUUAAUGUUACUACAUGUACAUAUAGUACGAUACGUUUUUAUUUAUUAUUAGAACCUUGCAGUGUUGUACAUGUGACAGUGCAAACAAUGAAAUCCCCACCCUGUCGCUGUUGGCUGCUGCUGGGGGCUGGCAUAAGAACUUCUUGUCUUCCAAACAUCCAACAAUGUGUUGGUGGCUUUCUGUUGGUUAAGUUUAGGGCACUCUGUAUCAGCAGAACAUCUGUAACGUAAACAAAAGAAAUGCUUUAUAUGACAGCUGGUGCUUUUUAUAUGUAUCUUUUCCAAAGCAAACCUUAAGAAAAACUCUGGAAAUAAAAAAAAUGUGUUGUUAUGUUGUUAUUUGCUUUUGAGCUGUAGAUUUGUAAAAGAUACAAGCUAUAAUAUCUUGCAACUGCAUUGAAAAAUAAAAUGAUCAACAUUGUACAUGGCACAAGGACUUGCUUGAUAAAAAUACUGCACCAUUUUCGUAUACAACA